Molecule: messenger RNA, 1641 nt
Organism: Rhodotorula toruloides NP11
Lineage: Eukaryota; Fungi; Basidiomycota; Microbotryomycetes; Sporidiobolales; Sporidiobolaceae
Exons: 5
Coding region: 1-1641 (546 amino acids)
Source: RefSeq, a predicted model, not a curated record
AUGACCACCCUGCUCCAGCUGUUGAGGAGCGGCCUUCAUCCCGCUCGACUCCCCUUCCCCGUCCCUCCCGCGCCCGAACUUGACGGCGUGCCUCAACCAGCACCUACAGUGAGCUACGAUGAGCAGUGGAUGCCUCGUCACAUCCUCCAGAUCGACUCCCUCGUCUCGCUCGUCACGGACUCGUUGCUCAACGGCGUCUCCAACCGUCUCACCGAGCUGGGCAAGGCAGACCCAGUCGUGCCAGCCGAAAUUCUGCAAGGUUUCGAAGCGGGGUUUCGGUGGUUCGCGCGCCGCCUCGAGUUGGUGAGGAAGGAGGACAUCCGCGUUGCCGUCGCCGGGCUUAUGCAACCGUUGCUGGAUCUCGUCUCCUUCAUCGACGAGGUUCUCGAGCUCCCGACGGACUUCAGCGAUGCAGCCGUUUCCGUCGAGCAACCUGUCCCCAUCCCGCUCACGAGGCACUCGGCGCUGCUCACCGACGUCUUGCUGGUUCGACGAACGGGCGACUUCCAAGGUCGCCAAUUCAUGUCGUCCGGCACGAUUGAGCGUCCGCCCCUAUCUCAAGCAACUCCCAUGCCGCGUCAGCAGCAUUCUUACCGCCUGACCGCGCCUAUCUCGUACGAAGAGGGAAGCAGCGGGCGUCUCCAGCGACUCGACACCCUCUUGCGUAGACCUGGAGGACUGGCCUUUAGCAGGGACGAGUGGGAUUCCGAAACGGAGGUGUACACGCUGGUCUACCAGGCUUCGCUUGCGGCUCAAGCGUUCUCGCACCGCAUGUUCUACUUUACCGACGCAUCGGCAUUCUCCAUUGCUUUCAACUGCUUCUUUGGCGACACUCGCGUCAUUGCCAUCAGUCCCCUGCACACGCUUCUCCGACCUGCUUCCGUCGCACCCGAAGCACAGCCAUCGUUUCUCGUCACAAUCCUCACUUCUUUCUUCCCCGAGUACUUCCCUAACGACCUCUUGCGGGACCUAGUCGUCGAGAAAAAGUCGACGCUCACGGCAUCCUGCCGACCAGGUCCAGCUGGCUCCCCCUCAUGGAGAACCCUCACCUUCCGCAACAUUCACCACUUGGCGACGGCGGAGUCACGCUUGUACCGUCGUCUCGUCCGCCGGGGUACAACCUCCGAGGUCUGGCAAGCCAAGCUCGGAGACUCCCGACUCGUCGUUAAGUACGUUCAGGGCCAGCUUCCCUCGGCGGUCCAGCACCUCUCGAACGAUCGCGACAUCUUCGCGAAGUACAAGCCGGCGAUCGACGAGGUUGCAGUUGGGUUGGAGGGUUUGUGGCAGUCAGAGAUUGGAGACGUCGUUGGAGUUGGUCCGUAUGGAGGCCAGAGCCCUAGGGAGUGGAGUGACUACACGCAAGAGCAGCGCCUUCAAGUCUUCUUCAAGCUCCUUAUCCUCCACCAACAGAUCGGUCUCAUUCACGGCGACGCCAAGCCUUCUGCGACAGUCAUCACGACGUCUCCGUCGGGGUCCGACUUGGUUCGCUGGGUCGACUUCGGCGCUGCGACCGAGCAUGCGGAGGCCUGCGGCGGAUUGGCGUGCCGAGAGCUUCGGCAGUGCCUCAUGUCGAUGCGCUUGAGCGGCGAGAUGUUGGACAAGCUCAGGGAGGAGGUUGAAGCAGCUGGUUUGGUUCUGUAG